This is a messenger RNA of Populus nigra (black poplar), 1557 nucleotides long. Its product is annotated as plant cysteine oxidase 4-like. The record is from RefSeq and is a predicted model, not a curated record. The transcript has 6 exons. NCBI's taxonomy places the organism in Eukaryota, Viridiplantae, Streptophyta, Magnoliopsida, Malpighiales, Salicaceae. Gene Ontology annotation, molecular function: oxidoreductase activity, acting on single donors with incorporation of molecular oxygen, incorporation of two atoms of oxygen. The coding region runs from base 481 to 1218 and encodes 245 amino acids.
AUAUGGUACAUUGAAUUUUUAACCUCGUGGGGCAUUUCGUAGCAUCGCCGCAUCAUUACUUGAAAGUUGAAAAAGCGAAGUUACCCAACACAACACGAUACAUCAUAUGAUGACAGUUUAUGCGGGUUAGUAUACUUCACCCCUGUCCAUUUCUCUGUCUCAGAUGAUUUUAAUUCUUUUCCCUUUUCCGGUACUGUCCUCCCUCUCCUUCUACCUGCCCAGGUGAUAUAAGCUAUCUGAGACUGGGCUUGAUUAACCACAAUGCAUUUAUAUGGCUGUCCUUUCGGUUCGCAUAAGACUGGAUUUUGGAAUUGUUGUAGAGAGAGAGAAAGUUGCUGCUGGAUGCUUACUUGUAAACUAGAGCAGAUCAAGCUGUUUUUUUGAUUUGGAUGCUCGAUUUUCAAUACAAGAUUGGUGAUAGAUAAGUGGUUUUUCCAGUUUAGAUUGAUUUAGUGGGUUAGCUGCUACAUUCUUCGCAUCAUGCCAGUUGUCCAAAAACUGUAUGAUGCCUGCAAAGAGUCUUUCUCGGCUACCGGUCCCGUAUCAGAAGAAGCUCUUGAAAAUGUCCGUGCUAUUCUAGAUCAAAUGAAGCCUUCUAAUGUGGGUCUCGAACAGGAGGCACAGUUGGCUCGUCAAUGGAAAGGUUCCAUAAAUGGCACCAAUGGACGAAAAGGGCGCAAUGGGAGUCUUCAGUACCCACCUCCUAUCAAAUAUUUGCAUUUGCAUGAGUGUGACAGAUUCUCUAUAGGGAUCUUCUGUAUGCCACCUUCCUCCAUCAUACCACUCCAUAAUCAUCCUGGAAUGAUUGUGUUGAGCAAGCUUCUUUAUGGCUCGUUACUUGUAAAGUCAUAUGAUUGGCUUGAUCUACCUGGGCAUAAUGAUCCAUCACAAGCAAGACCUGCAAGACUCGUUAGAGAUUGUGAAAUGACCGCUCCUUGUGGUACAACAGUUUUAUAUCCAUCCAGUGGUGGCAACAUUCAUUGUUUCAAAGCCAUAACACCCUGUGCUCUGUUUGACGUUCUUUCACCACCUUAUUCCUCAGAAGAUGGACGGCACUGCUCUUAUUUCCGUCGAACCCUUAAGCGAGAACUGCCUGAAGGAACAGAAGAAUUGUGUGGCAUUGAACCCUCCGAAAUUGCUUGGUUAGAAGAAACUCAACCUCCAGAAAACGUUGUGGUACGGAGGGGUCUGUACAAAGGCCCUACUAUUAGACGUUAAAAGGUUUUUCAUUUUUUUUUGGUGAGGAUGUACAAUACCAUUAAUCAGAUUAGAUGAACCAAUGGAGAACCAAGGAAUUGAUUGCUGAAAAAGUUAGUUGUCAACUAACAUGGACAGUAAUAAUCAGUUGUCGGCAUUAUCAAGGCAUUUUCUGUACAUAUUUUAUGUAUUGUACUGAUAAAUGGCAAAUGGAAACAAGAAGAGAAUGUGCUCCUUAGGCCCGUGUCUUUCCAAGCAUAGAACUUUUACUGUAAGGUUUUGCUAGAUUAUUGCAAUGUUUGUGGAAACUAGGUGUCAACAAUUCUGUGAUAAGAUCUGUAUGUAAUGAUUUAUUGAAUA